AUGCUGAAGAUGGUGGAUCAGAAAAAAGAUAUUAAUAAUGGGAAUUCCACUGGAGUGAUUAAUAAUAUAAAUGGGAAAAUAAAAGAUGAAUUUAUAUUUAUGUACUUAAUAGCUGCAGGUGGUUUUUCAUGUGUUUAUAAGAUUAAAAAAAAAAAGAGCAAUAAAUUCUAUGCAUUAAAAAAAAUAAAAUUUUCAGCCAAUGAAUCGAAUUAUGAAAAAAAGGUAUUAUUAAAUUUAAGAGAAAUAGAAUGCUUAAGAAAAUUAAAAAACCAUCCAAAUAUUGUUAGUAUGAACGACUUUUGGCUAGAAGUUGUUCAAACUUUGUCAAAAUCGAAAAGGAAAAAACGAGGAACAAGGAAAGAACAACAAAGAGAGCAACGAAGAGAACAAAGGAGAGACAAGCGACGUGAAAAACGACGACAAAAACGUCGAGAAAAAAGGAAAGAACAAAAUACGAAAACAAAAAAGAGAAGACUUAUUACCUUAUCUGAUCAUAAUAAAAAAAAAUUAAAACAUUUAAGUUGUCCAGAAAAUACUUUAAAUAUUUCAAACAUAACCAAUAAUGAGACCGCCAUGCUAAAAAAGGAUAAUUGGAGCAAUUUAAUAUUGCUAAAAAAUUUUAAAAAGGAAAAAUACAACUAUAUUUUUAAUCCCCAAAUUGAGCUAAAUAAAUAUAGUAUAAUGUGCUUAUGGAAAUCUUUCAAUAAAAUGUGUGUGUGCAAAAAUGAAAAAAAAAAUAUUGAAAAUUUAUCGCCUGAACAAUUAAUAAAAAGUUUUAAAAAAUUUUUAUUUGGACGAUAUAUUUUGGCUAUAUAUGAUGACUGUUCAUGUUUAAAUAACAAAAACAAUAAAUUAUUAAUUUUUUUUAAUAAUAGUUUAGAGAAUAUUCUACAUUAUUUAUGUUGGAGUUAUUUGGGAAAAAAUGGACAAGAAAAGAAAGACGAUUUAUUUAAUCUAUUUAAAUAUGUUAGUUAUAAUGCUAAUUUAAGCACUAUACUAUUAGAAUUGGAAGAUAGUUUAACCGAACUAUUGCGAUUUCCAUUAAAUGAAUUAAAAAAUGUAACAUUUGAUAUGCGUAUUCCUCCUAAUGAAAAUUGGGAAUUAUCAGAGUAUAUAUCUAAUAUGACCAAAAUUAAUAAACUAGAAAUAUGUAGAAAUAAAAAUACUUUGGAAAAGUUUAUAUUUAAAAUAAAUUGUGAUAAUUUUAAUGUCUAUAAAUUUUGGGAUAACUUUAAAAAUGGUAUUAUACAUGAGGGGAAAGGCACAUACAAAGAACAUAGAAAAAUUAAUUUAAAUCGAAAAAUAAUAAAAAAUAAGAAUAUAUGGAUAAAAGAAAAAAAAGCAAAACAAUUGAAAAAUACAAUAAGGAAUAAUUGCCUUAAUAAACCAAUAAAAAUAUAUUAUGAAAAACAUAUACCUGUAUUUGCUUGUAAAAGUUUAACACAUAAAAGGGCAAAACAAUACACAUUAUGGAGAAAGUACUAUAAUAAUAAACAAAAUUUGAGAUAUUGCCUAAAUAAACAUGUAAACUCAAAAAAUCAUAUGUUAUUCAGCAAAUUUUGUAGCCACAUGAAGACACAAAUGAACACGUUUAAAGAAGAGAAACUUGAAAAAAACAAAAUAGGCACAACAUAUGCCAAAGUUAGUUACAAUGAUCUUGAGAACAACAUCGAUUUGUUUAAAAUUCAAAUUUAUAAUCAAAAAAAUAAAAAUAAAUCAGCAAACCGAAUAAGAAAACAACACAAGAAAUUAUCCAUUUCCCCCAAUUCAUAUAAGCUAAUUUAUGAAAAUGCAGAAAUGCAAAAUGAAAAUAUAUUACAAUGUAACGACCAUAAUUGUAUAUACGGAAUGAAAAAUGACAAUGAAAAAGAUCAUAUUUAUAAUAUCAUUUGUUUUCUCAAUUUUUGUAUUUGGGGUAGGGGAGAAAUAAAUAAAAACGCCAUAAUUAGAAAGAAAAGACAAAUUUGUCAAAGUAAAAAAAAAUGGUACAUUAAGAGGCAUAACCAAAAAAUAAGUUUUUUGGGGAACAUAAUUUUUUAUCAUUAUAUUAUUAUGCUUCUUUUAGAUAUAGAAAGAUAUAAAUAUAAGUUUGUUAGUCCUUUUCAAUAUAGCCUUUAUAGAAAAUUAUUAAAAAUUUGUAAGAAAGCAAUUUUGAUGUUACUUAGAAUAGAGACAAAUAUAUUUUUUGGAUUUUUAUUGAAGCAACUUGAAGAUCAUUUUAUUCGUAGAGGACCUCAUAUUGCUCAGGAUAAAUCAGACAGAAGUAAGAAAGGUGAUGACAUUGGCAUUCAUGAAAUGGUCACCAUAUGGAAGAGUAUGGUUACAAUUUCUUUAAUUUUGGAGGGAAAAAUGUAUAAAAAGAAAAAAAAUAUAUUUAAGAAAAUCGGAUUUUUAUAUUUGAUUAUUUAUUUUUAUAAUUAUUUUGAAAAGCUCAAACAAUAUGAUAUAGAAGGAAUUGACAAUAUAAUAUAUUUGUGGUUGUUUCUUAUAAAUUUAUUUUACGAUGAUAAAGAUAAAUACAUAAAAAUUUGUUCAAAAUUUUUUGGAAAAUUAAGUAAAAAAUUAUGUUAUGUUUAUUGGGGAAACAUAUACGUAAUAAUGAAUUGGACAACUAUUGUUAAGAUGAUAUUUAUAAGAAAUGUUUUGAGCAUAAGUAGAGAAGAAAAUAUAAUAAAUCGUUUAAACAUUUCAAGACAAAUAUAUUUUAAUAUUUUGAUGAACUCUAUGAAAAUAUAUUGUCUUGAUAAUUUUCUUCAUAUUAGAAAUCGAAAAAUAAAACUAUUUCAUGAUCCUUUUUGUCGAAUGAUAUUACCAUUUGAAAAAUGUGAAGAUCCAAAAAUGCAAAUUGGGGAUAUAUCAUAUUAUUCUUUCCGUUCUUAUGAGAAUUAUAGAAACAGAAAAAAGAAAAUUAAUUUCCCUAUAGUUUUAACUGGUAAAAAUAAUUUGAAAAGAUGGAAAAAUUGGGAAUUGAGAAAAAAUCAUAAGGGGGUAAAAAAAGGAAUUUUAAUAAAAAAAAAAAGUCGAAAUAAUAAUAAAAGGAAUAAAAAAAAGUUAAAAGAAACACAUUUUAUUUAUAAUAUUAAAAAGGUUUUAUUCAAAAAAUUAGCGAAUAUUAAUAUUGAAACUAUUUUAUAUAAGCAAAAUGGACAAUUUUAUAUAUUAGUAUUUGGGAGUGUAGUAAAGAAAAAAAAUGGGCAAAUCAAAGUAAAGGAGACAAAAAUAGUACGAGAUAUUAAUAUAAUAAGAGAUUAUAGAAUAUAUUUUUACAAUUAUUUGGAAUAUUUUUAUAAAAAUAAUGUACAUAUUAGUGGCAACAACAUAAACUUCAUAUAUAGCCAAAAGUGGACAUACAAUAAUCAAAAUACAGUGAAACAAUUUUGCUCCCAUUUUGAUAAAAUAAAAGAAGAGAAUAGUAAAGAUAUGGUUUCAUUAUAUACAACCAAAAUGUUUGUUAAACAAAACUUUUUGAAAAUUGGAAAUAUUAAGAAUAAAAAGAGUAACUUGUGUAAAAAAAAAACGGAAAAACAUAAAAGUAUAUGUAAUUCAAACUACAGAAGAGAGAAAAAAGAGGGGAAAUUAUUAAAUAGCAAUGUAAAUAUUAUUAAAAAAUAUAAAAGUGAAAAAAUAAAGAAAAAAGAACUUGAAAAAUUUUUUGAUAAUAUUGUCUAUUCAAGUGAAAAUGAUGACUUUAAAAUUAUUUUUGAAAAUGCUACUAAUAGUAAUCCAUGUAAUAGCGUCGAUUUGGCUAACCCAAAUGAACUAAAUACAAAGAGGAAUCAUAUAAACAAAAAACUUAAAUUUUUUAAACAUAAAAAAAAAAACAAAAAAAAUCACAAAAAAAUAUUUUUUAAAAGUGUGAAUAAUGCAAACCGUUUUUUUGUAAGCACCAAUGAAUCGAAUCCCAUCAUGUCUAAUAAUCAUCAAAUAAGCAAUUCUAAUGAUGUAUAUAAUAAUUUGGCUAUUCAAAAAAAAUAUGAGUGUAGUCAUAAAAAUUGGAAUGAAAACGAUUCAUCUUAUAUUUAUUUUCUAAUUAAUGCACAAAAGGGAGGAUUGUUAUCCCAUAGACAUAAAGAGUUAUAUAAAAAUCUGCUUGAUAUGAGGAAUGGGCAUAUACUAUAUCAAAACAAUGAAUGUAAGUUAGAAGAGGAUUUAUGUUGCUUACAUAAUCGAUGCAAUACUAUGAUGAAAACAUGUGGCACAAAUAAAUUAGUUAAAGAAUGUAAUAAAACAAAAAGACAAAAGAUGGGUAAAAUUACUAAAAUGAAAAAACUUGUUCAACAUAUAUCUUUAGAAUCUCUGGAAUAUAAAUGUAGUUUUAAAAAAAAUGGAGAAAAUUUGAUACAAAAUAAUAAAAAAAUAAUAAUACGAAAAAUAUGUCAAAUUAAUAAAACUUUCUAUUUUAAAUACAACAAAAUAAAUGACAAAAAAAGGAUAUAUUUUGAUAGUGUAUUGUGUAAAAGUGAGAGAUAUAAAAAAAGAAACGAAGACAUAAAUAUAGUCUUACUUAAAGCAUUGAAAGGAGAGAAUAAUGAAUAUGUACUAACCACCUAUUUGACAAGAAUAUAUAGUGAUAAUAUUAAUACUCUGUUUGAAAAAGGUAGAAAAAAAAUCAAUUCAAAUGAAAUAAUUUAUCAAAAAACAUUUGACAUGUAUUGUAUUAAGGGAGAAGAGAAAGUUUAUCAGAGUCAAAAGGAAACGAAACAAAACAAUAAGCAUAAAAUGGUUAAAGAAAAAAACAUAAAUAUAAAUGAUAUAAUAAAAGUGGAUCCACUUCAAACAAGUUAUUUAGAAGAUAAUUUUACAAAUUCAUAUAAUAAAAAAUGUAAUAUUUUAAAAAUAUCAAAUAAUUAUAAGAAAAAAAGUUGUAAUGGAAAAAAAGAAAGAAAUCCUAAAAGACCAUUUUUAAUAAUUAAUAAAAAAAGCCAUGAAAAUAAUAUUAAAAAUGUUUAUAAUUUAUAUAAAUUGGAGAAAGACAAUGUAAAUUCAAAACCACAAACGAAUCCUUACUAUGAAACAGUUGUCCAUGAUAAUGAAGAUAAUAUAUUUUAUUGUUUAUACAAAUAUAUACACCAACAAGUGUAUAAAUAUUGUAUUUGCGACAUUGAUGAAUAUGCUUCGAAUUGCAUUGACAACAAUGCUAAUAAGUGGGAAUGGUAUGGAUUGAGAAGAGGAAAUGAAAACUGUGAUAAAACCAAAACUGAAAUGAAUAAUAACUCGUUUUAUAGUUGUAGACAGACACACAAUAUAUGCAAUAAUUACAAUUCAGUUUAUCAAUUGCAAUUUCGAAAAUUAGGAAAACUUUCUAAGGAAAAAAAUUUUGAAAAAGAAAAAAAAAUGAUAAAAAUAGAAUUUAGGAAAAGUACCAAUAAUUUUAAACUGCCAUCAUUAUUAUGUAUUUUAAAAUGGGAUAAUUUUUUAAAACCAAAUUUUAUCAUAAGAUGUGAUCAUUUUUUACAUACUUAUAAUAUAUAUUUUGAUUUUUUUCUUUUACUUAUGAAUAUAUUUCAUAAAAGAGAAGGAAACAAUCUAUAUCGAUUUAAAAAUAAUAAUUCUAUUUUAUAUAACCCUUAUUUAUCUCAUCAAAUUUAUAUGGUUACAAGAUAUUUUAUCUCAAAUGUGCAUAAAAUAAAUAACAAAUUGCCUAUUCAUUUUGCCAAUGAUAUGAUGGAAAUAUAUUCACGUAAUAGAUUUUUAGCAGUACCAAAUAAAUGCGCUUUCAAAAGUUGUGAAAAUGAUAAUCAGAGGUGUAAAAAACAUCCGUCCAUAAAUUAUGCCAUUUUAAAUAGAGAGGAAACAAAACCAUCAAAAAAACGGCGUAUUAGUUGGUAUGAGCAAAGACAAAGAAAACGAAAAGGCAUAAUAAAUACAAUAGAAGACGAGAAACGAAAUAUAUUUUGCAAAAACAAGGAUAAAAAGGAGGAGGAUAUUAAUAAAAAAAUUGACACAAAAAUAUGCCAAUAUAGUGGCAAAAGUCCAGUAUCAAAUAUAGAUAACGAAAAAAAUAAACAAAAUUUUAUAAAAAAUAAAAAAUAUAAAUUUAAUUUAUAUAUACGAAUGGAAUAUUGCAAAGAUACAAUCGAAAAUUACAUUAAUAGGAGAACACAUAUUAAUAUUAAAAGAAACAUUGAAAUUAUAAAUAUGAUAAUUAUGGGUCUAAAUUAUAUACAUAAUAAUAAUAUUAUGCAUAGAGAUUUAAAACCUUCAAAUAUAUUUAUCUCAAAUAAUGAUGUCGUUAAAAUAGGGGAUUUUGGUUUAGCUUCCUAUGAUUAUUUAGAUGAUCACAAAAUAAAUACAGUGAAAGAAGAGGAAAUACAAACGGAUUUGAUAAUAAAUAAAAAUUGUGACAACAAAAAAAAACCUUUUUCAAACUAUAACUCAGUAUUGGGAUUGGAAAAUGGCCAAAUAAAUGAUGUUUAUAGUACUAACAGUAAUUGCAAUGAAAUUUGUGUAUCGAAACCGAAGAAAUUUGGCAUUCAAAGCAAAAAUAGAAACCUUCAUGGUUGUAAAAGAACAUUUCAGUGGUGGAGCACAAUAGAUGAAUUAAAUAUACUUUGUAAAAAUAGGAGAAAAGGAACAAAAUUAAAAAGUGGUAGCAAUACCAUUCAUAUAAGAAAAGCUAUUUUAGAUGAAAAAAGAAUAGCUAGCCAUAUAAAUAUGCGUCGUUGUUUAUACUUUUCCCAAAAUAGGGGACACAAUGAUAAGACUAAAAUGCGAAAAUGUCGAGCUGUAAAAAAUUACAUAGUAAAAUCAAAUAAAUCUAAAAAACUGAAUAUUUCCAUGAAUGUUCUUUUUAGUUGCACGAAGACAAGACGCUAUUUCACUGAUGAGGAUAAAGCGAUAGAAACGAGAAAAACAAUUAGUAAAAAAAAUGUGGAACAAAAUGGUAAUGUUUGUGGUGCAAAAAAAAAAAAAAAAAAUGAUGUCGGAGCAAAAAUGGGCAGGAAUAAAAUAGCUAGCCAAAAAAAAAAAAAGAAAAAAGAAAAUAAACACCCUAUACAAAGACGUAGUACAAACAGUUCUAUAAGUAGUGCAAUAGUUGUUAAACGGAAUGCUUAUUGUCGAUUAGAAAUAGAGAGGUAUCUCUUGUCUAAAUCUUUUCAAAAUUGCCGUAGUAAUAAAAAAAAAAAAUAUAUAAAUAUAGAAACAAUCAAAAGUAAAUUUUGCUCGGCUUCCAAUAAAAACUUUGGCGCAAAAUGGAUGCGUAUAUAUAGAAAAGGACUGCAUCAUGACGAUAUACAAGAAAAAUCAGCUGAACAGAUAGCGAACCAAAUGGAGGGGUGCAAUAAGACCGUAGCUAGCAAUUAUUCAAACAAUUUAAAAAAUAAAAAAGAAUCAAUUAAUCACACAUUAGGAAUAGGGACAAAACUUUAUUCAGCACCUGAACAAUUAGAAGGAAAUAAAUAUACCAAAUCGGUAGAUAUUUUCUCUUUAGGUUUAAUUAUAAUUGAUUUAUUUACCAAAACAGAAACAAACAUGGAAAGAACACAAGUAUUAUGUAAUGCCAGGGAAAGAAUUUUACCUGACUCGUUAAUAAAAAAACAUCCAAAUGUAGCUAAUUUGUGUAAAAAAAUGUUAUCGCUAGAUUAUAAAUCUAGACCAACGUCAGCACAAUUGUACAACAAAAUAAUAUCUACUGGUGAUAUAUUUUCACCAGACAAUUGUCCCUAG
Messenger RNA from Plasmodium vinckei vinckei, 7668 nucleotides. Its product is annotated as serine/threonine protein kinase, putative. The record is from RefSeq and is a predicted model, not a curated record. The transcript has a single exon. Bases 1 to 7668 code for a protein of 2555 amino acids. Lineage: Eukaryota; Apicomplexa; Aconoidasida; Haemosporida; Plasmodiidae. Gene Ontology annotation, molecular function: ATP binding; protein kinase activity. Gene Ontology annotation, biological process: protein phosphorylation.